GACAUCACCGGGAGGCCAUACAAGAUAGGAGAUUUCAAGGCUGAAAUGCAACGUCUGGGUGUGAUGGGGGACAUCGAAGCCUUCGGAGCAUUCCAGAUGAAUCAUCUGUGGAUCAUCACGCUGAAGUCGGCGGACACCAAGCAGCGCCUGGUCGACGCUAAGGAGCUCUGCAUCAAGGACAAGCGCUGCCUCGUCGUAGACCCAGACAACGCGGACGUCCGUAUGAAGCUUCACUGGAUCCCGUUCCACGUGUCCGACGAAUCUGUGAAGAUUGCCCUCGAGCCUUUCGGCAGGGCUCAAGAAAUUUCACGGGAAAAGUGGAGGGCAGAAGGCUUCACCGGCGUCCAGUCGACAACGAGGCUUGUGCGGAUAAGCCUGAAGGAGGGCGUCAUCCAGGAGCGCCUUCCACACCAGCUGAAGAUUGCUGGCGGCAAGGUCCUCGUCGUUGUGGCGGGGCGCGCGCCACUGUGCCUCCAGUGCAAGGGAACAGGACAUAUUCGACGGGAGUGUCGUGUCCCAAGGUGCGACGGAUGUCAUCGCAUCGGGCACGAACGUGAGAACUGCGUUAGGAGCUACGCAGCCGUCACGCAAGAGGCAGCAGGGACCGGAGAUGGUGCAACCCUUGAGAUAGACGAGGAGGAAGCAGAGGAUGCCGCACGGGAAACCGAGCCGGAGGUACCCGCUCCUGCGCGUAGGGAAAAGGCCGCCGUUUCCGCAGCAGACGGUGUCAACACCCCAGGGGAACAGUACGGAAAAGACGCGGAGGAACGAGCCAGUUCACAAGGGUCUAGCAAAGGGUAUGACGUCGCGGUUGUCCCCCAAGACCAAGACCCAGAGCAGCCAAGCGGUGCAGGUAACCAAGUCGCGGAAACAGUCGACAAGGAGGGCACUAACGUAAGACACGUCAAUGACUACGAUUCCGACAUGCACGAAGCCGGCGAGGAGUUGAAGCAGCGGCAGGGCGGGCACGCUGCGGAGGGCAACCUCACAGCGCGCUCCGAGUUCAAGUGGCGAACGCAGAUGAUGAAGAAGGAGCGAUUCAAUCCGAACCUACGCACGCCGCAGGAAGACCGUCGACGAACAGCCCCUCAACAGGUGGGUCCGCCUUGCUACUCAUUUCUGUGCAAACUCAAAGUCCGUUUCUCUUGA
Messenger RNA from Ixodes scapularis (black-legged tick), 1149 nucleotides. RefSeq lists its product as uncharacterized. Lineage: Eukaryota; Metazoa; Arthropoda; Arachnida; Ixodida; Ixodidae. Gene Ontology annotation, molecular function: nucleic acid binding; zinc ion binding. The coding region runs from base 46 to 1149 and encodes 367 amino acids. The transcript has a single exon. The record is from RefSeq and is a predicted model, not a curated record.